CAAAAACCUGCCUCAAAGUCGAGAUUAUAGAGGAAGACACCCAGUACAGUAUCAUCGUGACCCGGAGAUUUGACCCCAAACUCUUCUUCAUUUUCCUCCUUGGACUUAUGCUAUUUUUUUGUGGAGAUUUGUUGAGCAGUUGUUCUUGUUCGAACAAUGCCAUGUAUGAAGACUACACACAUAGUCAUGAAGUAACGUUUCUCUCUGCAGAAGCCAAAUCUUCUACUAUUCCACUGGGAUGAGUGUGGGAAUUGCGGCCUCUCUACUAAUUGUCAUUUUCAUACUGUCCAAGUUUAUGCCCAAGGCUAUGUCUUCACAGUUGGAUUCAUGAGUUUUGCAGUCUGUUACAAGUACGGGCCUUUGGAGAAUGAACGGAGUAUCAACCUGCUGACCUGGACCUUGCAGCUGAUGGGCCUAUUUUUCAUGUACUCCGGUAUCCAGAUACCACACAUUGCCCUGGCCAUUAUCAUCAUUGCACUGUGUACUAAGAACCUGGAGUACCCUAUUCAUUGGCUGUACAUCACCUACAGAAGAAGAAUAUCGGAUACAAGGAGAAGUGGAGACCCGAAAGGCUUUAGAGGAGCUUCGAGAAUAUUGUAACAGUCCAGACUGCUCUGCUUGGAAGACUGUUUCUCGAAUCCAGUCUCCAAAGAGAUUUGCUGACUUUGUGGAAGGUUCUCCUCACCUCACACCAAAUGAGGUUUCUGUCCAUGAGCAGGAAUAUGGAUUAGGGAGCAUCAUUACCGAGGAUGAAAUCUAUGAGGAAACAUCCACUGAAGAGGAGGACUCAGAUUCUCGGGACACUGAAGUACACCCUAGUUCCAGUGUUGGGACCAGUAGCUCCUCUGGACAUGACUCUUCUGGAAGGCGCCGUGGGGUUGGAGGACCUGGUGCUCCUGGAACCCUUGGAGCAGGAGGCUCUUCUCAAGACCCUCGAGCUGCGCUAUGAGAAGAAAGAGAUUUAUACCUACAUUGGGAAUGUGUUGAUCUCCGUGAAUCCCUACCAACAGCUGCCCAUCUAUGGCCCGGAGUUCAUUGCCAAAUACCGGGACUAUACCUUCUAUGAGCUGAAGCCCCAUAUCUAUGCUUUGGCAAACAUGGCGUAUCAGUCACUAAGGGACCGAGACCAAGACCAGUGCAUCCUCAUAACAGGCGAGAGUGGAGCCGGCAAGACUGAGGCUAGUAAGCUGGUGAUGUCUUAUGUGGCCGCUGUCUGUGGGGAAGGAGAGCAGGUGAACUCUGUAAAGGAGCAGCUGCUUCAGUCAAACCCAGUGCUGGAGGCUUUUGGCAAUGCCAAGACCAUCCGCAACAACAACUCCUCUCGAUUUGGAAAAUACAUGGACAUUGAGUUCGACUUCAAGGGGUCCCCCCUCGGUGGCGUCAUCACAAACUAUCUGCUGGAGAAAUCCCGAGUGGUGAAGCAGCUUGAAGGAGAAAGGAACUUCCACAUCUUCUAUCAGUUGCUGGCCGGUGCAGAAGCCCACCUGCUGAAGGCCCUGAAGCUUGAGCGGGACGCAAGUGGCUAUGCCUUCCUAAACCAGAAAGUGUCCAGAGUUGACGGCAUGGAUGACGCCUCCAACUUCAAGGCUGUACAGAGUGCAAUGACUGUGAUUGGUUUCUCGGAGGAGGAGAUUCAACAGGUGCUCGAGGUGACGGCCCUCGUGCUGAAGCUGGGGAACGUGGAGCUGGCAGACGAGUUCCAGGCCAAUGGGAUAUCAGCAAGUGGCAUCCGGGAUGGGAGAGGUAUUCAGGAGAUUGGGGAAAUGAUAGGUUUGAAUUCAGAGGAACUAGAGAAAGCUUUGUGCUCAAGGACCAUGAAAACAGCCAAAGAAAAGGUGGUCACUGCACUGAAUGUCAUUCAGGCUCAGUAUGCUCGCGAUGCUCUGGCCAAGAACAUCUACAGCCGCCUUUUCAACUGGAUAGUGAAUCGAAUCAAUGAGAGUAUCAAGGUGGGCACUGGGGAGAAGAAGAAGGUAAUGGGGGUCCUGGAUAUCUACGGCUUUGAAAUUCUAGAGGAUAAUAGCUUUGAGCAGUUUGUGAUCAACUAUUGCAACGAGAAGCUGCAGCAGGUGUUCAUCGAGGUGACGCUGAAAGAGGAGCAAGAAGAAUAUGAGAGAGAGGGCAUACCAUGGACAAAGGUGGACUACUUUGAUAAUGGCAUUAUCUGCAACCUCAUUGAGCAUAAUCAGCGAGGCAUCCUGGCCAUGCUGGACGAGGAGUGCCUACGGCCUGGGGUGGUCAGUGACACCACCUUCCUAGCGAAGCUGAACCAGCUCUUCUCCAAGCACAAUCACUAUGAGAGCAAAGUCACCCAGAAUGCCCAGCACCAGUAUGACUACACCAUGGGCCUCAGCAGCUUCCGUAUCUGCCACUAUGCGGGCAAGGUGACUUACAACGUGAACAGCUUCAUUGAUAAGAACAAUGACCUACUCUUCCGGGACUUGUCCCAGGCCAUGUGGAAGGCCCGGCACCCCCUCCUUCGGUCCUUGUUCCCUGAGGGAGAUCCCAAGCAGGCAUCUCUCAAACGCCCCCCGACUGCUGGGGCUCAGUUCAAGAGUUCUGUGGCCAUACUCAUGAAGAACCUGUAUUCCAAAAACCCCAACUACAUCAGGUGUAUAAAGCCCAAUGAGCAUCAGCAGCGAGGUCAGUUCUCGUCGGAGCUGGUGGCCAUCCAGACUCGGUACCUGGGACUGCUAGAGAACGUGCGGGUGCGACGGGCGGGCUAUGCCUACCGCCAGAGGUAUGGGCCCUUCCUGAAAAGGUACCAAUUGCUAAGCUGGAGCACGUGGCCUCGCUGGAAUGGGGGAGACCGGGAGGGGGUCAAGAAGGUUGUGGAGGAGCUAAGCUUGUCCUCAGAGGAGCUGGUCUUUGGGAAGACGAAGAUCUUCAUCAGAAGCCCCAGGACUCUGUUCCACCUGGAAGAGCAGCGGCGCCUGAGACUGCAGCAGCUGGCCACGCUCAUACAGAAGACCUACCGGGGCUGGCGCUGCCGCACCCACUACCAGCUGAUACGCAAGAGCCAGAUCAUCAUCUCCGCCUGGUUUCGGGGCAACGUGCAAAAGAAACAUUACGGGAAGAUAAAGGCGUCAGCAUUGCUGAUCCAGGCUUUUGUGCGAGGGUGGAAGGCCCGCAAGGAUUAUCGAAAGUACUUCCGGUCAGCAGCUUCCCUCACCUUGGCAAAUUUCAUCUACAAGAGCAUAACACAGAAGUUCCUGCUGGGGCUGAAGGACAGUUUGCCGUCUACCAACAUCCUGGACAAAACGUGGCCGGCCGCACCUUACAGAUGCUUCCACACAGCUAACCAGGAGCUGCGGCAGCUCUUCUACCGCUGGAAGUGCAAGAAAUUCCGGGAUCAGCUGUCCCCGAAGCAGGUAGAGAUCCUGAAGGAGAAGCUCUGUGCCAGCGAACUAUUCAAGGGCAAGAAGGCUUCCUACCCCCAGAGUGUCCCCAUCCCAUUCCACGGUGACUACAUUGGGCUGCAAGGGAACCCCAAGCUGCAGAAGCUGACGGGUGGUCUGGAAGGGCCUGUUCUGGUGGCAGAGACCGUGAAGAAGGUCAAUCGUGGCAACGGCAAGACUUCCUCUCGAAUUCUUCUCUUGACCAAAGGGCAUGUGAUUCUUGUAGACACCAAGAAGUCCCAGGCCAAAACUGUCAUUGGGCUGGACAGUGUGGCCGGGGUGUCAGUCACUGGCUUCAAGGAUGGGCUUUUCAGCUUACAUCUGAGUGAGAUAUCAUCAGCAGGCUCCAAGGGGGACUUCCUGCUGGUCAGUGAACAUGUGAUUGAACUGCUAACCAAAAUGUACCGGGCUGUGCUGGAGGCCACACAGAAGCAGCUUCCAGUCGCCGUGACUGAGAAUUUCUCAGUGAGGUUCAAGGAGAGCAGUGUGGCUGUCAAGGUCAUCCAGGGCCCUGAGGGUGGUAGAAAUGGCAAGCUAAGCUGCAAGAAGAAAGGAGGCCGUGGCCUGGAAGUGACUGUAUAGUGAGGAGGUGGGGGCCGAACGCAGGGACAACAGCUUCUUCUCCAGGACCAGUGUCCACCGGCGUUUGUGGAAGGAUCUCCUGUCCAACCCCUCUGAUCCUGGGGAUGGGGCUCAGAGACUGAAGAACCCUUGAAGAGGACCUUUCUUCUCUCAAACUCUUCCAGUCCCCUCUCCCUUAGAACUUAGCUUCCUCCCAACCCUCAGCCUCUUUGCCCACUAAUAAAACAAGUGACUUCCCAAACAUUCGCUCAGUGUGGGUGAGUCCCUAUUCCCCCACCCUCACAGGACUUGUACUUUGACUGCCCUCGCCCCCUUUCCCCUCCUCAGGCUCCUUGGAGCUAGCAAAUGCAGAUAAUAAGAAUGGAAAAGAAGGGAAAUUGUCUGCAGGCUCCUUGACCGGCUGAGCUCUGGCGGGGUUUGGAGAGACUGGGGUGGGGGUGGGGCAGCCAGCGAUGGGACUCAGGUCCCAGGUGGCCAACGGGCUGAUUCAUUAAGUGUGUCCCUGGAGGGAAGAAGUGAGGAUCCCUGUCUUGUCGGAAACUAGGAUCCUUUGGAGAUUUAGCCUGAAAAGAGGCCCAAGGCUGGCGGGCUCAUGUGAGCUGAGGUGAGCUGGGGAAUGCAGGGUCCCCUGCACCCAAGAGUUCCAGUGCCCCCUCCAUCCCCAAGCUCAUCACUGGGCUCUGCCACAUCUGCCCCCCAGCAUCCCCUUCCUUUCUGUACACCAGAGAUGCAAGGCUUCUGCCAACAGUUAUCUUGCUAAUCACUGCACCGCAGCUGGGGCCGGCAGCUGGUGGCACUUGCAGAGGGUGUGGGGGGUGGGGGAGGCUCCCGGACCCAGACUCUCCCACCCCUAUGUCAUCCCACCCUUGUGUCAUCGCCAUUAUUUUUUUCUUGAUUUUCAACUGUUUCACACCAUCUCGUUGUCCCCUUUUCUGUGGGCUCUAAUAUCAAUAUGUAAUAUUUUGUAUAACGCUCUGAAUAGCUCCCCUCUCCCUUAAUAUCUGUUUCCUUAUAGACUCUGCUUGUCUCAGCCUCUCCCACCCCUUUCUGUACUUUAGGGAACAAGCAGCUCCCGUGUUUGCAGUGAAAGGUAGAUUUGUGCUCUGUGAGAACGUACAAAUGGCUGCCUUUGUUCCUGUCUCUGCAGGUCUGUCCCUCCUUUCACCACCCCUACCUUCCUUGCCUCUUCCCUAUCUCUACCACUGAGCUCUCUGGGCCUGGAGGCUGGGGUUUCCCUCCACCUCGAGCUUCCAGAGUUUCUAUCAUCUGCAGGCAGCUCACGGCCCCAGGUAAUCAUGCUGGCGGGAGACCUGAUUCUCGCUUCUCUUG
Mirounga angustirostris (Northern elephant seal) is the source of this 5309-nucleotide messenger RNA. It is a transcript of the gene MYO1A, whose product is annotated as myosin IA. The coding region runs from base 750 to 3980 and encodes 1076 amino acids. Gene Ontology annotation, cellular component: cytoplasm; plasma membrane; brush border. Gene Ontology annotation, molecular function: microfilament motor activity; actin filament binding; ATP binding. Gene Ontology annotation, biological process: vesicle transport along actin filament; sensory perception of sound; actin filament organization. The transcript has 34 exons. The record is from RefSeq and is a predicted model, not a curated record. Lineage: Eukaryota; Metazoa; Chordata; Mammalia; Carnivora; Phocidae.